GCAGCAAAGCAGUUCAUCAUCAACAUGGCGCAGCCGGGAGCUGCCGCUCCAAACUUAUAUGCAGAAUUAAAUCGUUGUUUGCAAAAGCAAGAACACGAAAAAGCUAUAAGAAUAGCAAAUAAAAGUAAGUAUUAAUAUAUCUGAUGCUAAGAACAUAAUUGUUUCGAAAUAUUUUGUGCAUAGUAUACCUUGAAGUUUAAAGUAAAAUUAAAGUAUGACAUUUUUAAUUUUAUCGUUUUUAUCCAUGUCCAUAUGCUAGGGCCGGGGGGACUGCUAGGACUAGACUAUGACCUAGGAAUACUAUUUCUUUAACUUGCAAGGAUAAGUGUAAUCCAACUGACCAUCUCUAAUCUAACUUCUAAGUCUAACAUUCCCUUAUGGGAUUACCCACUUCUGUAACUCUAAGACAAGAUAAAGGGAAAAAAAAAUAAACAAAGUAACAAAGUGUCUAUUUAUUCGGACCGGGCAACCAGAAGUGAGAGGUUGGGAUUAAAAAGUUUAAAAUAUUAUUGUUGGGUUUGUAAGAUAAAAUUUGGUAUCAAAUGAAAGAUAAUUGAAUGGACUAUAUGUUUUUAAACUUAAUUCUUCAGUUUAACUAAAAUAAACUACCACAAGUCAAAUGUCACAAAAUGACAUUCGAAUAGCAUUUAGUUAGUUUAGUCAAAGGCUGUGGCCGUGGCUAUUCGUAGUAAACUACCAACAGCUUCUAGGGAGCUAUUGGUACUCCACUACCAAUAGUAGUGGUAGUUUACUAAAAAAAAAGCUACCAAUGGUGAUAGAUUGAUGUAGUGCUCAAUAAUUAUUAAAUUAUUAGUAGUCACAAUUUAUUUUUGAUUACAAGACUGUAAUCACUCUAUGUUGCCCCCAAAAAAUAACCCAUACAUUAUCUAUAUGCCAACAAAAUUUAUUGUUAGUCUCAUAAAUUCACUCCAAUCGGAUUUUCAAGCCAUAAUACACUUAUUUUCUUUCUUUUUAUAUAUUUUAGUUUAUUUAUGUAUCACUGCUUAUGUGUUCAUAAAAAUUACGUGCAGUUUAAAACAUUGAUUCUGCAUAAUUAGUACCGAGGUGUUGUCACUAGUACAAACUAGUAAUAAAUGCAUGGAGUAAUACUUCGCCUGCCUCAUUGGAAUCGGAUUUUUAAAGCUCAGAUUUUGGUUUGAUUUGAUUGGCUGGACUACCAAUAGCUCUCUAGAAGCUAUUGGUAGUUUACUACAAAUAGCUUCCUGCCCUAACCAGAAGCUAUAGGUAGUAAACUACCAAUAGACACUUUCUUAGUCAAAAUGGAUCCGGACACGCAUCACCACUAUUCGCACUUUAACAUAUGGUGAACGAGCUUUCUCUUUCUGUGCCCAAAAACAAUGGAAUUCUCUCCCACUACACAUUCGCAAUAUACCACCCUUGCCUUCAAAACUGCACUACUCAAAACACAUCUCUUUAAACUCUACUUUUCUGACUUCUUCCCCCCUUUGACCGAUAAACAAUGCUGCUGGGUGCCGUCCAUGGCUUGACAUGUAAAAGUUCUGGGGUCGGUGGGGUGAAUAUUCAUUUGUUUUUUUAUUAUGCAGCUGUUUUUUAAAAUAAAAUUAAUAGUUAUUUUUUAAUAUCAUGAUUAUGUGCAGCGCAGUGAGCCAAGCGGCUUGGUACCGGGCUAUAUAAGACUAGGGGUGUGCCGGAUCCGGAUUUUCUUAUGCGAAAUCCGCCGGAUCCGGAUUCCGGAAUAAUCCGGAUUCCGGUUUCUCCCGGAUUCCGGAUUUUGGUACUAUUGGUAGAUACUUCGGUAAGUCAAGGUGGACUACUACUUUUUGUGUAUGGGAAUUCGCAAUCGGCGCCAAAAAAUCCGAGUUUUUAAUUUUCCGAUGUGUGUGUCUAUUUAUUAUUAAAUUAGUACUUUCGAUAUAUAUUUGAGUUCCGUUCCAUUUGGAUAAGUGUCUUACGAGAGACGCCAUGUUUCUACGCGUUCGCAGCAGGUUAUGCAGCUCGCUCAACCUAAUUUCGCCAUGGGGUUGGCCACGCCCCCCUUUUUAAUGGCGGAAGUUGACGAUACUUAGGAAAUAUUAAUUUAUUAUCACUAUUUACAUCAAAAUAAUUGAUAACUUGUGUUUCAGAAUGCAUUUAAAGACAUUUAAACUGGAAUGUUUUAAUUUGAGCUUUAACAACCCGGUAGAAUCCAUAUUAUAAAUGAUCAGAAUUUACCGUGUGCAACACGUUGUCAUUGGCAACCAUUCACAGCCACUUGCAUAACUGUAUCGUAGUACUACCUCAGAGUUUCAUUCAUAAGAGUUUGCCGUGUGCAAAAACUAUUAAACCAUUGGUCAGGGAAAGCUUUAAUUAAUUAUUCAUGUGCCAAAGUUGAAAGUUUAAACUAAGUCUAAACAGUAUUUUAGUGAUAAGGCAGGGAAUGCGUUGCCUUAUAUAAACUAUAUAGUCAUUGCGCAUGACGGGAUUGGCGGAAUGAGAUCACAGAAUGUGGAGAUGCAGUCCAUGUUAAAAAAUGACAAACCAAGUCGUACUUUAAAAAUUCAUAACUUUAAAACUACAACAGCUAAAAAUAUGAUUUUGGUGUUAUAAUUCUUUAAAAAAUUACAUCUUUUCAACUAUGCCAUUGGUUUAUUUUUACAAAAAGUUUAAAUUUUCUUAUCAAAGUCCCUACACUAUUGGCCACUAUUAGCGGUGCUGACUCUAGCCUCUGGUAUGUACGGAAUAUUAAACAUUAAACAAGCUCAACGCUCGAAACAAUCGAUUAAUGUAUCGUGAUCGUGUGGAAUUCAGGAAAGAGAAUUACUUUUAUUUCAGAUUAUGAUCCGGUAAGUCACAAAAUCUGGCAAAUUCCGAAAUCCGGUAUAUUCCGGAAUCCGGUUGUUCCGGAUACAUGUAAAUCCGGCGGAACCGGAUUUCACCAGAUAGUGCAAAAUCCGGCGGAACCGGAUUCCGGACCGGACUCCGGCACACCCCUAUAUAAGACCACUGUAAACGUGUUGAUGGAUACCAACAUUUUUUGACAAAAUAGUCCUUUCUUCAAUGAAAAAGCACCAACAUCAAAAAAUCAAAAACUCUUAUUCUUCUGCGCCGUUUCCCAUACGAAUUUCGAAGUAGUCUACCUUGCCUUACCGAAGUGCCUACAUUUGGAUUUCCAAUAAAAUUUGAUUAUACUUUUAAAUCAAUGUAGAAAUUUAUGAUGAAACUUAAAGCAUUUUACAGCGUAUAACAAGUUCCACAGAUAUUUCCAUGUCUAAAUUUAAAUGAUAAAUGUAAUGCAAAAUGUUGAUCUAAUAAUAAUAUAUUACAAAAUAAGGUAAUAAAUUUUUAUUUUUAAAAUGUCAAAAUCCUUAAAAUUAUUAUACCGGUAAUAUGAACUAGGGUCAUACCGAUAUUCUUCAAAGGAGUGCUACAAAAAUAAAUCGGAUUCGAGACUUUGUGAAAAUGAUCAGACCAUAAAAAAAAUAGGCUUGUUUUUUAAAUAUUAUAAUAAACCUUGCUAUUAAAUAUUAAUUUGAUAAAAACCAUCAAUAUGAAACAUCCCAUCGGUGUAUCUGACCUGUUUAACCUUACGAUUUUGGUGUACAAUGGACAAUUUUGAGGUGUGUACAUUACAUAUACUGCAUGUUUAUUUUUUUACUAUUAAGAUAAUGUAUUGAACAAUUUUGUGAUUGUACAGUACAAUUUUAAGAAUUUGAGGGUAAACAUGUUUGGUGUAUUAAUGUAAAAAAAGAGAAUACUUAACUAUUAAUUGCAAUUCAAAAAUAAACUGAGGGGGAUAGAAUCCUACGCAGAAUCUCAAAGUGGCACGGAUUGCGUAAAUAGACCAAAAUUUUGUAUGGGAAAUGGGUGUCUGCGCUGGAAAUAUUAAUUUUUUAAUUUUUUUUUAACGAUAGUGCUAUUUUAUUUAUAAAAUAAUCAUUGUGUCCCACAAAUAAUUUAUAUUUCCAUAAUUUCAUUUUGGAGGACACCUUGGCUUAAUUUCAAUCGAUUUCUCUUUCAUUUACAAUCAUUUAACUUUCAUCAUUAAGAUUAAGUCGAAGUUAAAUAUAUAUUAUAUAUUUUUAUUAUUUCCCUCGGGUAUCUGUAUAUAUUGAUCUACAUGUAUGCAAAUUUUCACAGAGCAAUGUGUUUAAAGAGAGACAUUUGUUUCUAUUAGUACGUACCAUUAUAGGGUUUUUCAAAUUUAAGCCGUUUUAAGAUUUGGCUUGUUAGAUGAACGAUACAUAACAUUGACUUGAAAAUCAGUAUGCAAAGAAAAACUUCCAAAGCUGGUGAUAUAAACAAUUAUUCAAUUUAUAUAAAAAUACAAAAUCAAAUGCACAGAAAUAAAAACUGACAAAGUAUAAUCCUUGAAAGAUACAAAUUAAAACACACACACAAAGAGUAUAAUCUUUUAAGGCUCCUAUAAGUGUAUUAAGUCUAGGAAAUUUAGCAAAGAUCUCUUCUGGCUUGGAAAGCUACUGGCUUAUUUUAAGGAGGGGGUUAGAACUCUCCAAAGACAUUCUAGAUAUUUCAUCACCUGUUAGCAUUCCUUUGAGCAAAUUUGAACGUAAACAAUGUUUUUCUAAAAAAAGUUGGUAAUGUUAGAAGUUUACAAAUUUAAUUUGUGACGUCAAUAUGGAAACAAAGUAGGAGGUAUGGUUGAAUGCCAUGGCUGGUUGUGAACAAAAACUAGGUCAACACACAGGCUAUGACACUACAUGUGAGCUAUAGAUUUAAAAAAACAUUCCAGUUGCAUUGAUUUGAAUAAUAAAUUUGUUACUUUAAUUGGUUUUUCUUCUUGAUGUUUUUUUAUCACUUUUUUUCCAUAUUUGAGGGCCCACGAUCAUUUUAUUGAUAUUUUGGCUCCUGGUUUGAAUUCAGAGUUUGAAUUCUCUUAGAUGAGUUGCCAUCCAAGGCUAGCAAGUCCCAUCCACCCGGGUUGCUUGGGAUGGUGGAUUUGAUAAGGAUUGAACUCCAGACCACUUAUUGGUUUGAGUCAGUUUAGACUGCUCGGCCACCCAGCACCCUAAGUAAAAAGAAAUAAAAGAUUUAAUGUGGUGUUUUACACAUUUUGAUUUUAUGCAGCAAUUUUAUGGAGUACGCUUAUGAGCAGGUUAUCUACUUAUUUUAUGCUUGUCCCAUUCAAAAUUGGUGGAAGGAGUGGGCCUCGGCCUAUGAAUGAAAAGGCUUUAGAAGGAGUAACUGCAGUAGUCAUUACCAAUUUGUUGCUAUUACUGUAAAACAUUUUAUUUUAUUGUUCAGUUCUUCAACAAAAUCCUGAAGAGUUUAAAGCUUUCAACUGUAAAAUUGUUAGUCUGCUUCUUUUGGAUCGUUUUGAUGAGGCCCUGACAGCAUUAAAUAAAGAUAAAACACAUACAGGGUAUGUAUAAUCUGACAUGCAGACCAGAAAAAAAAAAAAGAGUUUCUUAUAGGUCUAAUCCAUUUACAUUUUAGAAUUGUUAUAGAAUCAAAUAUGCUUAAAUAACUUAGCUCCAUUAGUAAAUAAUUACUAUUACUUUACCUGUUUGCUGACCUUUCAGAACCCUUAAAUUUGAAAAGGCCUAUUGUGAGUACCGCCUGAAUCGUACAAAUGAAGCUUUGAAUACUCUGAGAUCAAUUACGUCUCAUAACACUCGUAGUAAAGAACUCCUUUGUCAAGUUGUAAGUGUGUAAAGCAUAAUUAAAUUAUUAUAUCAUAAUCUAAUUUCCAUAAUAUUUUUGCUGCAAGGACUAGAUUUGCUAUCAGUUAUUGUCCUAUUUAUAACAGCUCAUAUAACAAGCUUUUGGCGUCAUUGGUUGGCUAUAUUAGUGUUUCAAUGUAACCUCUCUUUGAAAGUAAUGAAAACUUAGUAUUUAUUGUCAAUAUAACCUCAUGCAUUUUGAUAGUUAAUAAGAGGUAAAUUUGCUACAGUUUACAAAUUUAGCUGUGUCUCUUAAAUAUUUAAAUACUGGUUUCAAGAACCAUAAUACAACAUGCUGUACUGUGUCAGUUAUUAUGAAACAGUGGCUAUUAGACACUGUCGCUAUCACCAUGUAUAGUCCUUAUGGAUAAUAAUAAUAGAUUAGCUUUUAACUAUAAAUAUUACUCUUUGACAGCUUCUGCUUAUGAGGUAAUAAAUAAACGUUAAGUAAGUUUUAUUAUUGGAAUGUAUUUGUAAGAAGGCAAUACAAAAAGAUAAUCUGUUUAAAAUCAAGUUUCUAAAAUUGAUAAUUCAUUUGCCAGGAAAGUGUUAUUAACAUCCUAAAAUAUCUUCUCCUAAAUACAGCUCUACAGAAUUGAAGAGUAUGAAGAAUGUUACAGCCUCUAUAGGGAUGUCAUCAAGAAUUCACAGGUUUUAAUUAGUUUUUGCUAUUCUGUUGGUAAUGUUUAGUAAUGAUCAACUGGUAUUUCAUUAUUUCCAUCUUAAGUAAUUGGCUGCAAAUUUUAAUGGUAGAUUUAAAGAAAAUUUUUUAAAAAAAUCAAGUUAGCAGCUAUUUUGUAAAUAUUUUGUAAACUCAUCAUUUCACCUGAACUUUGUUUAUACUAUACAGGUAGUUAUUUUAUAUAAUAUUAAAGCAAUGUAUAGAAAUAAAUUUAAAAGUCACCAGGUGUCGGUCAACUUAAUCAUUAAAAAAUACAAACAGGUGGACACAAUGUUUUGGUUAUUGCUUUACACUUAAUUUAUGUUUUAUCAACAGGAUGACUUUGACUCUGAAAGAGAAACUAAUUUGGCAGCUGUUGUAGCAUCAUUACAAAUGUGGAAUCAAAAGGAUAUGGUAAAUAAUAAAAGUCCUAAUCUAUAAUUAAAAAUCAUUUCUGAUACUAAAAAUUAAAGGGGUUAACUAAUUUCAUUUUCUAAAUUAUUAACAUUUUAACAUGUUUAAAUUUUUUAUAUUAUGUAUAUGGGCUUAAAUAAGCAAAAUAUGGUGGACAAAUUUAAUUAUUUUAAAAUUUUUUUCUCCAGUGGAGCAUAAAUGGGUUGAGAUGGUAAAAGGAAAUGCUGAAAUAUUCUAUUUUUACUAUGAAAAAAUGUAUCAUGUCUAAAAUAUUAUGAUUUUUCAAACAUCCAGGGCUGUCCGGAUAUAGAUGAAAGCUCCUAUGAAAUUUGUUACAACAACUCUUGUUACUACAUAGGCAAAGGUGACCUGAAGACAGCUCUGGAGAAACUAGAUAAAGCUGAAGGUAAUAUUUUUGUUUGCAUGAGAGGCUAAGUGAACAGUAAUGAAAAGAUAACUUUUACUUAAAAAUGUUUUUUGUUUCCUGCAUAUUAACAGCAGCAUUAUUGUUUCAGAACUUUUAAAAUCUGAUGGUGAUUUAACAGAAGAGGAAUUAGAUGAAGAGCUUGCUAUAAUCAGGUAGAGAUUUUUAUAAGAAAUACUACACUUUUUUUAUUAUCAAUUCUUAAAGCAGGUUCCGAACCUCUGGUGCUUGCACUCCCCUAGCAGGUUUUUGAGUUAUGACUUAAAUGUUAAUAUUUUAAUAAAUAAAUUUCCAAAAACACAUUUAAAUAAUAAUACAAUAAUUAAGUCACACUUAUUUAUAAAAUUCUAGUUAUCUUUGUAAUUUCUAUAAAAGAAUUCAAAUUUAUUUAUUUUUAUCUUUUUAAAAUGCAUCGUUACUUUUGUUUGGGGUGAGAGACUAGUGAAUAAAAUUGUAAGGGUGCAAACCGCAGAAAAGGUUAGGAAAUUUAGCUUUAAAGUUUAAUUUUGAAUACACAUGUUUCUGUUGAUAUUAAUAAAUAUAUUUUAUUUACUGUUAAUUUCUCAGUAAGGUGUCUGAAGGAACACCUAUCUAUUAAUUGCUUGCUUCUAUAGGAGCUGUCUGCAGGCUCAGAUUUCUACACCGGGCAUCCUUCCAAAUCUUUCUUCCCCAAGUCUUUUUGGGUCUUCCAUGGUUUCACUUUCCUGGGCUGUCAGUCUUGGAGCUGACCUUGGAAAAAGGUUUUGGUCACUCAUGAUAUUAGCUUGAUGCCCCACUUGGACAUCCUGUCGAGAGAGUCUCAAUUUUUCCAUUGAUGAUAUGGUCAAUAUGGCUCUGGGUUAUUCCAUCUGGUGAUGUCCAAGUGAGGUUAUGCGAUGUGGGCCACCAGUGUCUCUCGUGGCAAGGUUGUUUUCUUCACAGAGGCUGAUCAGUUUUUCUCCUAGUAGGUUACAUCUUCUAAGCCAUUCUUUCGCUAUUUUCAUUCUUGAUUCUUGCACUGGGAUGUCUUCACAUGUGGCUUAUAAACAGUUUUAGAAAAUAUCUCUUUCUUUUUAUUAUCUGCUUCUCCAGUUAGUGUUUAUUUUUUCAAACAUAUAAUUGCAGAACUUAGAAUUCAAACUAGCAUAGGACUCAUUCACUCGUUUCCACUGUAAAAUUGUGUGCAUAGUAUUCUGAUGAUGAAAGCCACUCCUUUUCUUGUAUUCCCAACCAGUUAACUUUCUCUGAAUUCUUUGCCAACGAUCAGCACAGCAGAUGAUUUAAUGAGACUUUAAAAAAAUAUUUCAUUUAUUCUGACAUGACAUGGACUUAAACAAAUUUGUUUCUAUUUUAUAUCAAGGUUGAAGGAAGUUUUGGAUAGUUUUUAGGAUUAAUUAAAUAUUGGUUGCAUUCAUACAUAACUAGUCAAUUUAGUAAUUGAAGACCUUAGUGCUAAAACUACUUAAGUCUCAAAAUACACAUUUUGAGAUAAUCAAGUUCAAAUAUUAUUUUCCUCUAUAAAAUGUGAUUAUUUUCAUAUUUUGUCUUUUUUAAUUAAGGGACUUUGGUACAUUUUAAUGUGUCCAAAUGUAUGCAGUACACUUGGCCAAACCAGAUAAGAAAAGGUCACAGGUUAGAUUGAUUUUGACAAAAAUGUGACUUAUGUACUUUUAGCAUUAGCACUUGGGUCUUCAAUGAUAAUAGUUAUGUUUCUAAUGUUACAAUUGUAAUUUAAUGGUGGAUAUUUACUAUAGGGUGCAGCGGGGCUAUAUCUUCCAGUCCCUUGGUAAAAAUGAUCAAGCUUCCCAGCUCUACAACCUGGUCUUGAAGACCAAACCAUCAGAUGCUGGUCUUGUUGCUGUAGUGUCCAACAAUGUGGUAACAAUCAAUAAGGUACAUCCAUAAACUGUUUCCUUCAUUAUUUUAUUGCUACAUAUAGACUAGAUGGGAAAAGAAUUCUAUUAGAUUGAAAAUAACAGGAUCACCUUACUCUUUUCUGAUCUUCUCUAUAAUUCUCUUUAAACUUAUUUUUAAAUUUCUUGAUAGUGGCCUUGGUUUUUUUUAAAACUCAAUACCUUAAGUGACAUUUAGCAUUGUUCAGAGGAAUUCAUUUCAAAAAUUUAUGUGGGAAGUGGUUGAAGAAAUUAUCUUACAAUUUAAUUAUAUAUUAUUUAAAGGUUAAUGAAUGUAUUUUUUAUGUGCACAUUAAUUUUAUAACAAAUAUUACAAUUAAGUUGUGAUAACCAUGAAAAAGCAAGAGAAUGUGUAUUUUUAUGAGUUAGUACUGUUAAAUAAAUUUUGCUUACUUGUAAACCUCUGGUAGUCAAUUAAAAAAUCAUAUUAAAAAAUAUUUUGAUUCACUUUAACCAAAAUUUAGUCAUCUCGCCCUUAAAGAAAAUCGUAAUGAUUUUAACUGCAAAAUGGUUUGUAAAAUGAUUAAUAUAGCUUUAAAAUACUUUUGUUUAAAAUUGGGGAGCUCACCAGGCUUUACAAUAAUAACAUUGGUUUGGAUUUAACAGUAUUUGAAAAAUGUUUUUUAAUCAUGCAUUUCACCUCCCCUGAACAGUCUCUAGCGACUAAAGAGAAGCUACUCUUCACUAGCUAAGAGUUGUUAAUUAGUAGAGAAUUAAACUACCGGUACUAUAAAAUUUUUAAAAAUACUUAAACUAAUAUGUGCAUGUUUGAAUUUACUAAGCUCAAAAUUUGUUAUUAAAAUAUCGAGUUGCAUUUCAAUUUAAGUUUAACUUAUAAAUCUUUUUCCAGAUUAAACUUUUAAAUUUAAACUAUUUAUAUAUAUAUUUUGUUAAAGCUCUGAAUUGAUUACUAUUUGGUGAAAAAAAUAUUUGUUCUGAAAACAGCGUUCUAACUUCAAAUCAAAAUGUAAAACAUGAACCUAAUUAAUUCCUGUUUAUACUAACUCUCUAACUGUCUAAGAAAUGACUUCACACCGUAAAAGAGGAUCAUUACUCAAAGAAAUAUCCAACUUUGAAUGUCACAAAGUUUAUACAUUUUAAUUUCUCCUGUUUUACCUUAGGAUCAAAACAUCUUUGAUUCAAAACGCAAGAUAAAGGCUGCCACUGGUGACAACUUGAAGCACAAAACAGUGUCUGCACAGCGUCAACACAUUGAUAUCAACCAAUGUCUUGUUCAUAUGUACUCUAAUCAGGUAUUUUACACAGUCUUAGUUGCUUUAGUUAUGGAUUGAUUGGUAAAUGGAUUUAAUGCACUUAUUUUUAAAUAAUAUUUUAGAGUAUUUCAGCUUUGCUUGUAUGUUAUACAUACCAUACUAUUAACUAUAUUACAAACACAAUCUGAAUGCUUUGAUAUAACUUGAAUAAUCCCAGAGUGAACAGUGUCACCAACUUGCCAAGAAAUUAGCUGACCAGUAUCCAGACCUUGAUGCACCUCUGAUGAUCAGAGCUGCCCAAUACAUCAGAGACAAAAAAAAUGAUGAGGCUAUAGCAUUGCUGAAGGUAAUUAUUCAAAUAGUGUGGACAUUUUUUAAAUUAAUUUUUUAAUCUGGAAAUUAGCCAAAUUAAUGUCAAAAUUAUCAACAGAAAGAUGACUGGGACUCCAAAUAUCUAAUGCGUGUUACAUACCCUAAGAUUAGUGUAGUUUAGAUUUUUGCUAGUUGGAUAUGUAAAAGUAGAUAGAAAUUCACUUUUAGAAAAAUUAUGAAAUAAUCUCACAAUAUCAUUGACCGAGACUAAGGAAUGCAUUGGACAAGAAUAACUGAAGCAAAGUAAAAUGAAAAAUGAAUGAGAUAAGAUUAGAAAUGAGACAUGCAGAAAGAGAACUGACCUAUAGGAAAUGCCAUCGGACUAGGUUUUAGAACACUGAAUAGUUUAAAGAUUCUAUGAUAUAACAUUCACAUAAAAUAUUAGAGCUUUGACCAUAUUGAUAGUGUUGCAUGCAUGUAAAUAGUCUGGCACCUCAGGAUGAGUCCACUUGGAAAUUUAACGUGAGGUAAGAAAGUCCUUGGUUGUGUAAAAUACCCUUCCUUACUCUAAAAUUACAUGUCCCACUGCUUUGCCGAUAAAGUGCAAAGGAAAAGUUAUAAGCAUCUUUUGAAAGAUCAAAUUUAGUGAUUUUAUGUGUUUUACCGUUUUAAAGUUAUCUGUAAUAAUGAUUUGAACAAUUUUUGUAUCACGCAUUUUAAUAUGUUGAGCUUUCUCCUACAAUAAAAAAUCAACUUUUAUUUUGUAGAUAUUAAUAGCAUUUUAAAAUAAAUACAUAAAAAAAAAUUGAUGAGAGGAUCAAAAAUAUUUUUUUAAAAUUGAUUAAAAAUAUUUUUUUUCGUUAUUAAAUUCUCAUUUGAAAAAAUUGCCAAAAAAGCUUUUAAUUUAUGAUUUUAUAUUGUUUUCAAAACAUAAAUUUUUGGGGGAUUUUACGAUUAAAUAAAAUAAUGAAAGAAUGCAGCAGAAAUUUCAUGCCAAUGUGUAUGUAUAAACAUAACAGUCAUAAAAUAAAUAUACUUACUGAAAAGAAGCAAUAAACUUCCUAAAAUAAAAUAUUGAUUGGAUGAAAUACUUUCAAAGCUUGCCAAAGAAUUGAUUGGAAAUUCAUGGAUUUAGUUUUAAACUUAAGUAAAUAAUAAAAAUUAUUUAUUAAGACUUGAUGACUCUUUGCCUUUCAAAGAACUUGACAGUUAGCUCUGAUAUUGUACCAAUCUUGCAGGAAUAUAUCAAGACACGGCCUGAGAAAGCAUUCAAGGCCCAUAUGAUCAUUGCUCAACUGUACUUGGGUCUGGGCAGUGUAUAUCAGGCAUGUGAUGCCCUCAAAGCGUUAGGGCAAGAAUCAUUUAAGCCAGGAAUAGUGAGUAUAUUUGAUGGAUUUAAAGACAAGAGAAUUUUAGUGUGUAAAAGUCUUGUCAAUAAAUCUAUGUUUUGUUAGGAAGAUUUAAUAAUUUUUUUUAAUGUGCAUUUUUGCUCAAAGCAUUCCAAUAACAUAUUGGUACUGAAUUGCACUAAACUGUUAUUUUGUUUUGUUAUUUUUUUCUUUAUUGUCAUGGUUUUAAUGGCCUUUAAAAAUAAUAUGCCCUUUUCUGUCCCAAGAAUAUGCUUAAAAUAUCCAAUAAACUUUAUUUUCUUCUGUAAAAAUAGCAAAUGAGUUUUAACAUUUUCAUCUUUUCUUCUUUAACUAACUGAGUUCUUUUAUAGUUUCAACACAUUAUUGAUAAAUCCUGAUAGGUUUCCACUCUUGUCACACUGUACCUCAGCCAGGAGGACAAAGAUGCAGCAUCAAAGGCUCUUAUUGAUUCUGUGAACUGGUACAAGAAAAAUGAUGUAAGUUUUAAACUAUUAGGCACAGCUCAGUUUCAAGUGAUAGUUUAGUAUUUACAUUUUUUCAAAAAGAAAGAAAUGCUUUAUAAAUACAAAUAAUUACCAGUUUAGAGACCUUUCUUGAACUUGAUGAGACAAAAAUAAAACCUUCUCAUAUUUAUUAGCUAAAGCAAUCUUAAUAUUGUUUUACAAAACUUCUUCUUUCAUUAGCCAAAGUCACCUGCCUUAAUGACCUUGACAAGAGCUAAUGCAGAUUUUCAGUUGAAAAAUGGAAAGGCUGAUGAAGCAGCAAGGAUGUUGGAAGAUUUACGCAAGUAAGUUACUUAUUGGCUUAGAAUACACCCUUAAACAUUGAGACCAAUAUAUCUUUUUAGAAUAAAAUAUAAUACAUGUUUGAUUACUAUAGAGAUUUCAAUUUAAAAAUGUUUAAACCAAAGGCCGUCUUAAUGAACUUGAUAAAAAUGAUUACCUUUUUAAAUAUAAAGAUGAUAUAGACGUGAUUAAUUGUGUUAAUCAAAAGGAUUGCGAAACUUAAGUGAUAAUAUUGCUUCUUUUUGUUAAACUUUAGAGCCAACCCAGGAGAUGCCCUUGUUUUAGCCCAGUUAAUUUCUUCCUAUGCCCAGUUUGAUCCUGCCAAAGCACAACAGUAUCCUUUUGCCAUGCUGAUUUGUAAACUUACUUUGUUAGAGUCAUUUUUAUUUUUUUUGUUGCUUAUCAUAAUUUUUUAACUUAAAGAAUUGAAUGUAUAAGUAAUCUCUAAAUCCACUAAUAGUAUUCUUUUUUAAAUAUCCUGUCCAUUGUUAAAGUUUCUAGAGCUAGAAUAGUUUUUUGUUAAAAGAAUGUAUUUUUCUCAUAGAUGAAUGGAAUUUUAAGCCCGGAAUGUGUAAAAGAUACUCCUUAGCUAAAUUUUCAGAAUAAGUAAAGAUCUACCACCUGUUGUUAAAAUUAUAUCUGGGCUAGAUAUAGAAGCCCUGGAAGCAUCAUUCAGUACUCUUGGACCUAAGUACAUGAAGAAACAACAACCACUGAAAGGAGAGGCUUCACCUGGGGCGUGAGUACAGUUGAUUUUUGUAUUGACAGUACUAAGACCUGUAAGACCAUGUUGACUAUAAAAAAUUGAAUCAUGCUUAUAACUAAUCGUCUGGCCAUGUUUUCUUCUACCAGAUCUGGGGACACAAAGUCUGGAGAUACUCUGAUGCAGAAGAAAAAGCAGAGAAAGAAAAAGAAAGGUUUGUCACUGUCAUUAUAUCAUUAUUUGUACAUUUGAAUUUCUUUUUUUUUUCUUAAUUAUCUUUCUUACUAUUUAUCUGAAGGAAUUAUAGAAUAUUGAGUUCACUUUGAGAGUUAUGUUAAAUCUGCUUACAAAAUUAAAUCUUUUGUGGUGAGUUCUAGCUGAACUAAUAGAAUAUGUGCCAAAUAAAUGUGCAUUUUAGAUAAAGUAAGAGUUUUAAAUGUAUUUAACAAGUGAUCACAAAAGUUAUGUAAAUGAUAUUAGGAGCUAGCGAAUACUUCAGACAUAAGUCUGAGGAAACCUUUGGAUACCAGUGAUGAGUCUCCCUGUCUGGAGAUAAGCUACCAUUUAUAGGGAGCCUGUAGGAAGGACUUAAGUUGCCUAUUUAGAUUCCACCCACUCCUCUUGACAUAUUGUACAAGGUUUCCAGCCCCACAGGGCCCUGGAUACCUUUGAUAUAUUCAGGGGUGUCUUGGUAAUUAAUUUGAGAGUUCAUUAUGAAUACAAACUGAUUAGUAAUAGAAAAAUUUCCCAGGGGCCAGGAUACCUUGACAUAUUUUUAAGGUUACCAGCCCUCAGGUGGCUCUGGUGGCUCUGGGAUACCUUGACAUAUAUUUACUGGGUUGCCUUCCCCUAUGGGCUUGGAUACUAAGCAUGCUGCUUACCACACCAUACCUUGGAGGUAGGUGGAGCCAUAACAAGUCUGGAUCAUGACGAGCUUAGACUGAGUGCCCCAGAGAUUGAAAUAGCCAUGCUUGCUCUGCACUUAGUGGAUGGUGAUUCCAUAUAGGACUAUUUGGGAGGGUGGUGGGUAAAUAGGAAAACUUAAAAAAAUCCCUGAAGUUAAUAAGUUGUACUAUUCAAAUAGAUUGAUCCUUAUCUGUUUUAAAGGUAAACUACCUAAAAAAUGCAAACCUGGAAGUGACCUUGACCCCGAACGAUGGUUGCCCCGUAAAGAGAGAUCAUACUACAGAGGCAAACGAAAGGACAAAAAGAAAGAAAUUGGUGAGUUGUACUUUAUUGCUUGAUGUUAUCUUUAUCGAAGGGAAAGAGAGAUGUUACAGUGUCAAUAUGUACAGAUGUGCCUUGUAAUUUUUUUCUCUUAAACAUACAUUUUUUAAAACUGUCAGGUUUUGCAGUUGCAUGCACUUUUAAAAUGUAUGUAUUUCAUCCCACCCUUUUAGCUGUGUCAGAACAAACGCUAUUUAUUGGUAUUAAAUUGACAGAGGAACUAAAAAUGCUCUGUAAAAUGUAUAUAUUUUUCCUGGUUUAGGACUGUCAGUCACACAUAAAGCUUACAUUUGUUUCAUUAUUCUUACAGGUAAAGGCACUCAAGGCACAUCAGCUGCUACUCAAGCUAUCACAGAUUCAUUGUAAGUGCCUUCAUCAUCAAUGUGUUAAAAAUAAACAGUCAUUUAACAUUAAAUUUAUAAGAGUGGUCAAAUUGAUAUUUUGCUUAAAUUCCAUCAGGCUGAAAUUAAAAGCAACUUAAAAGAACCAUUAAAAGUACUAGCACACAAUCUAUAUAUGACAAAGCUGAAAAGGGUUUUUUAUUAAAAUAAUAUUUAUAUUUCAAACAAAAUACCUUUGCACGUUUGAAUGAGCAAAAUAAAACAAUAUGUUAAGGCAAUGAAAGAAGAGCAACAUCAUUUCCAAAAUAAAUAUAAAAAGAAAUCAUAGUAAUACAACAUACAUUAAUAUGUUAUUUUAAAAAUCUUUAGGGAUAUUUAAUUGUCAAUAGCUUUUUUCAAAUGUAACUGCUGCAUUACUUUGCAAUCACUGUAAAUCUAACUUAGAAUAGUAUUAUGCCAUGAAGUUUCCACAUGAUAGAAUGAUGCAUUUAUUGAAAAGUUUCUAAAUGGCACAUUAAAAAAAAAAAUUAUCUAAAUGCUAGACCAAUUUUUUGCUCUUAACUCAACUUAAAAAUUGCAAGGAGUCAGGAACAAUGGCUUGCAAAUUUCUGUAUUUAUGUGACUUCUUAGCAUUCUUUAAAAAGUAAACUUAUUUAAUUUAAACUUAAGAGAAAUUUGUUGCCUGUGCACACUUUUCUCCCCAUUUGCAAGACUCUUAUGAUGCAAAGUUCUGUAUUUACAUGACUUCUUAGCAUUCCUUAAAAAAUAAUCCUGCUUAACAUCUCAGACUGAGGUCACUAAUUGUACCUCCUAUCCCCUGGAACGGAUUCAUGACUCGCCCUUGAUUCUGGAGUGGGUCAUAACAAGUGUCAUAACAAGAGUUUUUCAAAACCUGAUUAUAAAAUAAAGUAAAUGCAGUUAUGAAUUGUUUAAAAAAAAAAAUUGUUAUUCUCUAUUUCCAGAGAUGCCAGCAAGCAGCCUGCAUCAGGUGAGCCAGCCUCACCCCGCCCUUCAGCAUCGGCCAGCAAAGCUUCCCCUCACUCUACUCCAACUCCCAUGCCCUUACCACAGGGACCAAGACAACAGAAGCCAGUCCAAGCCAACAAGAAGAAAAAGAAGGCUGGCAAGGGAGGGAAGUGGUAGUAACCAGUCUUUCCUGUCCAUUUCUAGUUAUGUGCAGUUCUCAACCUUAUAGUCUCUCUCACUGUCAACAAUGGGUUUCAUAUUUCCAAUUAAAUCUAUAAAAGGGUCAACUUAACUUUAACUAAAAUUAAGUUAAAAGGUUAAAAUAUGCUUGGCAAGAUAAGGCUCAACUAAGAUCAGAAUAAAGCUGCAAACAAUGCAUUAUGAAGCCUUCUUGAGUUUUUCAGCCCAAAAUAAUGAAUAUAUACAUUCUCUCUUUGCCGUUGUUAUUAAUUAUUGUCUGUCCCAUUAAUGAGGAACUGAUAAUCAAUUUAAUUUUUAGACUUGAUUACAGGUUAAACUUGUAUUCUAUGCUUAGUUUUGAUUCCUGAGAUGGGCUUUCUAUACAAUAGUCUUUUUCUGAUCAAAAUCAAAGUUAAACCACUCUUGUUUUUUUAUUUUCUCACUCAAAGCAAAUGCAGGGAGUUUUUUUGAGUUUAUCAGCCUAAAUCAAGGUUUCCCAACCUAUUAGCACCCCCUAGGGGUGCUAGUUGACAGUUCAUGGUGGGGUGGGGGUGUGUGCAAGGAAGAGAUUUAAUAACAAAGUAAGAUUUGACUUUUAAGUUAUGACAAAUUUUUUUUUUUAACAAAAAAUUAUUUCUCCAUUAAUAUUUUAGUUCAUGUAACAUGUCACAAGUCCAUUUUCUAAGUUCUACAAUUCUCUUUGUAAUUCAUUAAACAAACUAGAUGUUGAAGCGCUGGCUUAUAUGUUUCAUCAGUUUGGAGGCUGGAGAUCACACUUUAGGUUGAGAACCACUGAACUGUCCUAAACAUUUCUAAUUGAAUAUUAUUUAAAAAAAAAAAAAUGUUUUGUUAAUCUUCAUUUCUUCCCUUGAAUUUUUUUUUAGAAUGAGUUUUAAAAAAUUUAUCGUAAUUUGUUUUAAAACUCUGAAACACUUUGAUCAAAAGAUGAUGUAGAAAUUUCCUCAAAAUGAAUACAAAUUUCUUACAUUUCUUCCAAUGAGAUGCUGCAGAUGUAUCACUCAACACUGGGGACUGAACUAAAGCUUAGUUUAUGUCGAGAACGGUUGUUUUAGUCCAAUUUUUAUGAUGUUUUUUUAUGUGAUAACUCCUAAGAAUUAUGCGUGUAAUGACUAUGUCAGAUCAACGUAUGCUCGAUUAUCUUGUAUGUUAGAUGUCUGUUAUUUAUUUUGUUCCAUGUAAACUUGCUUCCUUUCAGAACAUAUUUGUAUGCAAUAAAAUGGUUCUGGUCAAGAGACAGUUUCUAUUAUUUUCAUGGUUAAAUGUCUGGUGAUUUAUUUGUACAGCACAUGUCUGAACAGGCAAGGAAGAGGAUCUAGAACCUAUUUUCUAUAAUGGUUUAUGUUAAAUUCGUUUACCUACCGUGUACACAUAAUUGUGUAUGAACUCGUAUCCGGUAAUUUGUUUGAAAGAAAUUUCGCUGACGGAAAAUUGAUAGAUGGAAGUUUGGUCGAAUGAAAAUUUGAUCGAAUUUUAUUUU
Molecule: messenger RNA, 17629 nt
Organism: Lymnaea stagnalis (great pond snail)
Lineage: Eukaryota; Metazoa; Mollusca; Gastropoda; Lymnaeidae
Source: the annotation of a GenBank genome assembly